Molecule: messenger RNA, 1431 nt
Organism: Schizosaccharomyces osmophilus
Lineage: Eukaryota; Fungi; Ascomycota; Schizosaccharomycetes; Schizosaccharomycetales; Schizosaccharomycetaceae
Gene: uap1
Product: UDP-N-acetylglucosamine diphosphorylase Uap1/Qri1
Exons: 1
Coding region: 1-1431 (476 amino acids)
Biological process (GO): UDP-N-acetylglucosamine biosynthetic process
Molecular function (GO): UDP-N-acetylglucosamine diphosphorylase activity
Source: RefSeq, a predicted model, not a curated record
AUGUUGGAAGGUGCAUUGGAGAAUUAUCGACCAAUUUUUGAAAAGGCAAACCAAUUGCAUAUAUAUGACCAGUUGAAAACAUUAAAGGAAGUCUCUUCUGAAAAGUUUCAAACUCUUUGGGGCGAAGUUAAGAGUUUGCAUUUAGAGGAAAUAUGGAGCAAAUUCAAGGAUGCGAUCGAACAUAGCCAAAAGCGGAGCAAACUGGCCCCAUCUGAUGUCUCUCCAGUUCCAAUAAUCUCAACAAUCGAAGAUUCAUGGUAUAGUUUGGGCUUAGAAGAGAUUUCAAAGGGUCGUGUUGCUGCUUUAGUGCUUGCUGGCGGCCAAGGUACGAGACUUGGGUCAGACGAUCCAAAAGGAUGCUUUAAUAUUGGAUUGCCUGGAAACAAGACCUUAUUUGAACUACAAGCUUUAAAAAUACAAAGAGCAGAACGCCUUGCGCGAGAAGCGUAUCCUAUGCAGAAACAGCCAGCUAAAGUUUUAUGGUAUGUUAUGGUGUCCGAAGCAACCAAGGACAUAACCCUUUCUUUUUUUGAAAAAAACGAUUAUUUUGGAAUCCAAAAAGAAAAAGUUUUUUUCUUUGAACAAGGAAAAUUGCCUUGCUUAGAUGUCGAAGGGCGAAUUCUCCUUGAGUCCGACUGUACCGUUUCCCAAUCACCCAAUGGAAAUGGCGGUGUUUAUGAGGCUUUAAAAAAUACAGGUGCACUUCAGCAUAUGAAGAAUUCUGGAAUUGCCCAUGUCACCGCUUAUAGCGUAGACAAUGUGCUUGCUUUACCGGUAGAUCCUGUAUUUAUCGGCAUGGUUCAGGAUAAAGGAUACCAAGUGGCUAUGAAAGUUGUAGAGAAGAAAGUUGCUGAAGAAAAAGUUGGCUUAGUUGUCUCACAAAAUGCACAUCCGUCAGUAGUUGAGUAUUCUGAAAUUUCUGAAGAGGCUUCUCAUGCGAGAGAAACAGUGGAUGGAAAGACAUGCCUACGGCUUCGUGCUGCAAAUAUUGCUUAUCACUAUUUUUCUGUGGACUUUUUAGAGCACAUGUCCCACAAUGCUAGGUAUCUUCCUGUUCACCUCGCUCUUAAGAAAAUACCGAACUUUGAUGUUACUCAGCACCAAUUUUAUCAGCCAUCAUCCCCGAAUGGAUAUAAACUUGAAAUGUUUAUUUUUGACUCCUUUGAACAGAUCCCCGUCGAGAAAUUCGGUUGUUUACAAGUCUCACGGGACACAUCUUUUAGUCCUUUGAAAAAUUCACUGAACGCACCCUCCGACAACAAGGAAACGUGCAUACGGGAUCUCUAUGCUCUUGGAAGAAAAUGGAUAUUACAGAACGGCGGGAUUUUAGAACAGGGUGAUUGUCCUUUUGUUGCUCCAUCUUUCAGCCUUCAAGGAGAGUCUCUUGAAUGGAUACGAGGAAAGCGUAUAGCUGAAAUUCCUUUAUAUUAA